GCUAUCUCAUGUGUUGAUGCAUCAGAAGGCUUGAAGAAAGCCUGGCUUGUUGCUUGCGCCGUAGUUACGCACUGGAACCCUGUGCUUCAGAGUUUCCCUGGCUGCCGGGGGGGCAGCCAGGAUGGAAUUUGCUUUCCCUGCUGUGUGACUUGGCCUCUGGAAGCCUUUUCUGUCCCUGAGGAGCUGGAGACUGACCACAGCUGGAUGUGGGUGGAGAGUCCUCGACCUUCUGCCCAUCCAGCCUUCUCCAGGGUGAUGACUCCUGCCUCCUGAGACGUUGGAAAACCUAGUUUGGAAGAAGAGUAACGAUACAGUUGAUGCUGAACUACAGCCGAGGAUGAAGCGGCGAGCAUCGGACAGAGGAGCUGGGGAAACAUCGGCGAAGGCAAAGGCUCUGUGCGCGGGGAUUUCUGGGAAUAACGCCAAGAGAGCAGGGCCUUUCAUCCUGGGUCCACGUUUAGGUAACUCCCCUGUGCCAAGUAUUGUUCAGUGUUUGGCAAGAAAGGAUGGGACAGAUGACUUUUAUCAGCUGAAGAUUCUCACCUUAGAAGAAAGAGGUGAUAAAGGAAUAGAAACCCAGGAGGAGCGACAGGGCAAGAUGCUGCUGCACACGGAGUAUUCUCUUCUUUCCCUGCUCCACAACCAGGAAGGAGUGGUCCAUCAUCACGGGCUCUUCCAGGACCGAGCUUGUGAAAUCAUAGAAGAUCUGGAAGCCAACAGGAUGGUCAGGAAGAUGAAGAAGCGCAUUUGCCUGGUGUUGGACUGUCUCUGUGCUCACGAUUUCAGUGACAAAACAGCAGAUCUGAUCAAUCUGCAGCAUUAUGUCAUUAAAGAGAAGAGACUCAGCGAGCGGGAGACCGUGGUGAUAUUUUAUGAUGUGGUACGAGUGGUAGAAGCAUUACACAAGAAAAAUAUUGUGCACAGAGACUUGAAACUAGGAAACAUGGUGCUAAACAAAAGGACUCACAGGAUCACCAUCACCAACUUCUGCCUGGGGAAGCACCUGGUGAGCGAGGAUGACCUGCUGAAGGACCAGCGUGGCAGCCCUGCCUACAUCAGCCCAGACGUGCUCAGUGGCCGGCCAUACCGUGGGAAGCCCAGUGACAUGUGGGCACUGGGGGUGGUGCUGUUCACCAUGCUCUACGGCCAGUUCCCCUUCUACGACAGCAUACCUCAGGAGCUCUUCCGCAAAAUCAAGGCUGCCGAGUACACCAUCCCCGAGGAUGGCCGGGUCUCUGAAAACACUGUGUGCUUGAUCCGGAAACUGCUGGUCCUGGACCCGCAGCAGCGGCUGACGGCUUCUGAAGUGCUGGAUUCCCUCAGCUCCAUCAUAGCGUCCUGGCAGUCCAUGUCCUCGCUGAGUGGCCCUUUGCAAGUGGUGCCCGACAUAGAUGACCAAGUGGCUAAUCCCGAAAACCCCCAGGAGGUGAAGGUGACAGAGGAGUGCUCCCAGUAUGAGUUCGAGAACUACAUGAGGCAGCAGCUGCUCUUGGCUGAGGAGAAGAACACCUUGCAUGAGGCCAAGAGCUUCCUGCAGAAGCGGCAGUUCGGGAACAUCCCGCCGGUGCGGCGCCUGGGCCACGACGCGCAGCCCAUGAACCCCUUGGACGCGGCCAUCCUGGCCCAGAGGUACCUCCGGAAGUAGCUUCCCACGCCCCAAGAGCACGAGCACCACCCUGCAGCCUGCCCUCACCUCGCCUGCUCCAGCCUACAGCAAUACUGGUGUCCCACGACGGGGAAUAAUGUAGCAAUCCCAAGCUCUGUCCAGGGACACGCACUCACACCCGCUCCGGACGGAGAAGACUUUUGGAAAAGCUAGUUUUGGAAGCAGCAACCUCUUGGCAUCUUCUGGAAUCUGUUUUUUUAAAAUCGAAGCCUAGAUGACUAAUCUGCUUUUGAUCAUGACUGUAAUCUACCUCUCUUGUCUUUUUAACCAUGCUGUUCUCUGGAUCGAGCAAAGCCCGUGGGAAAGGAGGAGACUUCCAAGGGUGAAGCUGCUGGCACAGAGCCGCGGCCGUGCAGCGCCGAGCCGCCCCUGGCGCCCGCUCCGUGUGGUUUGAAUAAGCUUGGAUUUAUCAGGGUUUCUCGAAAGGCAGAAUUUCUUGAAACCUCCCACUUCCCUUCAUCUGCAUCAAAUCUGUUUCUGUCCUUACGUGCCACCUGGUCUGGCCACGCUGGCCAGUCCUGUGUGGCCACCGCCGUGACCGGAGAGCCCGGCCACCGCCUCAGGCAGGAGCUGAGGAGCCCAGGCAGGGAGCAAAUCCUGUCCCCAGUUCAAAGGUUUUGCAGGACUUGGCCCGCCAGGGCUCCUGCCCCCUCUCCCACCUCUCACUGAUUCCUUUAGUUUAUAAGGAUCUAUGAUUUAAUCUUAUUUUUCAGUAGCAUAUCCCAGGUGCAGUUACAGUUGCAUUAAUUCUGAUUUAGGGUUUCCCCCCUCAGUUGUGGUACAGAUGUAAUAUAUGAGUUAUAAUGUGAAAAGCUUCCCAAAAUAAUUUGCCUAGAGAUAGGAGGGGCUGGCUGAAGUCUCUACUGUAUUUGUUCCCAGCUUUUCUUGCCAUCCCAGCCCAAACCUGGAGGUGCCUCUGCCCUCAUGCCAAGGCAGGAGAAGGACAUCCUGGUUUGUCACCUGGUGCCACUGGAAGAGCUUUGGCCUGUGCUGAGAGCAGGAACGAUUGUUUCUGAGCCUCAUUUAUGAACUGGAUGCCUGUCUUGCCAGAUGAACUGUUCUCACACAGAGCUCCCAGGGCUCCCAGUGCCCUGGCCAGGGCUCCUGCUCAAGGCAGCACCUUCUUCAGCUGCCUCCUUCCCUGCUCCUGGCUGCUCCCAGCCCUGGCAUCGCCCUCCUGCCAGCCCUGUGAGCAGGGAGGGCUGGAGCUGGGGGCUGCCCUGCUUUUUGGGGCUGCACUGCUCUCUGGGCCCAGCUCUUGCAGCACAGCAGGCAUGGGCAGGGAGUGAGUUGCAGAUGGUUGUAGCGUGUUGUUGCCUUUUCUUGCCCCGGGCUGGGGAAGGGGAGGGGGUCUAAGCUGGGCCACGCCAGCAGUGGCUUUGUGGGGACAGGGGCUGGACCUGAACCUCCCUGGCCGUGUCGGGCAUUACGUCCUGCCUGCGCCUCGCCAAGGCCCUGUGGCCAGGCAGGGCCUCGUGAACACUAACACAGACCAGCUCCCUGCACCACCCCAGCCGAGCCAGUAGCCCCAACUCUUUCGCCUUAUUUAUUUUGAAGAUGGUGGGCCUGUCCUGUGGGCCCAUCACCCCCUGUGCCACCAGCAGCAGGGCAAGGAUCCUCUGAGCACCCCAGCAGGGCCCUGCUCUCUCCUUCUGGUUCUCUCCUGCCUCACUCCCUGUUUAUUUUUACUGUUUUUCCCCAAUGUUAAAGCAAAAAGCAAUAUUCUGGGACUCCCUGAGGCUGUAUCACACCAGGAUCCUGCAGUGGCAGCACCGGUCAAUCCACUUGUGCUAAGGCAAACUGGAAGGGGGUGGUGCAGGGGGCAUGGGGGGGCCACAGGGCCACGGCGGGACAGAGCCUGUUGUAAGGAAAAAAUAGAAAAAGAAAAAAAAAAAAAGGAAAAAAAUUUGUAUAAAGACGUUAUUUUUGUACUACAUCGGAACUACUCCUGCAUGUCGGCAAUAAAACUUCAUACGACA
Messenger RNA from Passer domesticus (house sparrow), 3645 nucleotides. It is a transcript of the gene STK40, whose product is annotated as serine/threonine kinase 40. Gene Ontology annotation, biological process: protein phosphorylation. Lineage: Eukaryota; Metazoa; Chordata; Aves; Passeriformes; Passeridae. The record is from RefSeq and is a predicted model, not a curated record. Gene Ontology annotation, molecular function: protein kinase activity; ATP binding. The coding region runs from base 338 to 1645 and encodes 435 amino acids. The transcript has 12 exons.